AUGGAAUCAGACAGCUGAUUUCUGCGCUGAUAAACACAUUACGCUCAGCGAAUAAGAAAAUCUUCACUGGAGCCAUUGGGAGUGAGUUGAAACCUAAUUCAUUUUGGCGUCGAUUUACUCUAAAGUAGUUCUGAAUAUCAGUCGGACGGUGUAUCCGAAGUCUCAACAACAGCUUACGAACAAGACGAAGCUUCAUAUGUAAACCACAAUAUUUGAGUGCGCACCGAAUCUGACGUUGUGUCCACUGAACUCUGUGAAGUCGGAUGGUGCUUUCGUAAAGAGGUGCAGAAAAUUAAAUAUAAUGUAGAUUCCUGGAGUUAUAGUGUAAUGAACAUCGAAUCGUAAUGUGUGCAAAAUACUACUAUUAAGGUAGAAACUAGAUAAGGCUUUAUUACGGCGCUCAUAUUUCCUCUCGCCAGCCUGUGUCAGCUUUGGUUAGUUGCAUUGCACCCUCAAAAUUUCGUCUCGCCGCGAAAGAACUGGUACCUCCCCCCGGCCAAUGGCCACGGAGGCCCUUCAGAAGAUGAUAGACCACGAAUUGAACGUACGGAACCUAAUGGUCGUUAAAGUCAACAUCGAGCAAAAGAUUAAUAUACUUGGUGGAGUGUUAUCCACGAAUGGGGUGGGUAUGACGGAGCCUUUAGUCGACAGAGAUGGAUACCCUCGUAAUGAUAUCGACGUAUACCAGGUUCGCAAGGCACGGCACGAUAUUAUUUGUUUGCAGAAUGACCUUAAGGAAGUAACGAGAAAAAUCGAGGAAGGCUUGCAUCGGCUGCAUGCAGAGCGUGCGGAGUCUGGGGCGACCAGUACGAGCGAAACCGAUGCCGAAACUCGGCGACUGAAAGCGUUCGCCCGAAUAUCGUCCGUUGAACGGGGAUCACCAGCCGAUCAAGCUGGGCUUCGAUCAGAAGAUCUCAUCACGAACUUCGGCAGUAUUCACAUUGACAACUUUAAUGGAAUGAUGUCCAUCGCGGGAUUGGUACAGAACUCUAUCGGCAAAGCGCUUAAGAUUCGACUUCUCCGAGGUCUUUCCCUUGCGCAGUACGACAUUUUGUUAGUUCCGAAAAGCUGGAGCGGUCAGGGUGUACUUGGUUGUAAAAUCGUUCCCCUAUAGGAAUUCCAGACCGAUUCCCAAAAUAGUACAACAUCUUUCGACAAUACACUUAUAUCUGUCUAAACCCUCAAAAGAGUAACGACAGAACUAAAGCUGAACGGUAAAGGAAAACUUAUACAGAACCGAAAAGAAAUAAAAUGUUGUCGUACUUCGGUAUUAUUAUCGCCAUGUAAUAUUAUGAGCAUCGUGUGCGCUUGUGUGUUUGUGCAUGAAA
Molecule: messenger RNA, 1328 nt
Organism: Varroa destructor (honeybee mite)
Lineage: Eukaryota; Metazoa; Arthropoda; Arachnida; Mesostigmata; Varroidae
Product: 26S proteasome non-ATPase regulatory subunit 9
Biological process (GO): proteasome regulatory particle assembly
Cellular component (GO): nucleus; cytoplasm
Molecular function (GO): protein binding
Source: RefSeq, a predicted model, not a curated record